Morus notabilis is the source of this 1379-nucleotide messenger RNA. RefSeq lists its product as uncharacterized. The record is from RefSeq and is a predicted model, not a curated record. The transcript is spliced from 10 exons. The coding region runs from base 1 to 1221 and encodes 406 amino acids. NCBI's taxonomy places the organism in Eukaryota, Viridiplantae, Streptophyta, Magnoliopsida, Rosales, Moraceae.
AUGCGUGUUACUCUGAGGGUGAAAAUGGCGCUUGGAGCACUUGCUCCUACAGUGAGCAGAAGUGACCCUGAAAAUGAAGACUUGAAUGUUGCCGAAAAAUAUGUGCUAAGCAGCCGUCAAGUUGGCUAUGACUUGGAAGUCACUCUGACGGUGAGCAUGCUCCAGACGAAUGAUGCUCCUGGCGAAGCUACUCCGAAGGGUGAGCAUGCUCCAGGCGAAGAGUGCUCCGAUGAUGAGUUGGAUGAGAAGAAAUCCAAAGGAAUGAUGCAUAACACGGAAAAGGCUCUGUUAGAUAUACUUGGAUAUGAAAAGGACGCUCUGGGAGACAUGCCUGCUACGGAAGGUGCCUCCAUUAGGCAUCGAAAUGAGAGCCACAAAAUCUACGACCAUCCCACUUCCACCCCUCUUAUUCUCAUCUCCUCCCCAAACCCACCGCACCAAUCACCGCCGUCCGUCGAUCCCGCCGCCGCUCCCAUCCGACGGCCUUACAAGCUCCGGACCAUAAGAAGGUCUCUACUGAACAGCACUACCAAAAGAACGCCACCAAAUACUGGGACAAGUUUUACAAAUGCCACCAAGACAAAUUCUUCAAGGAUAGGCAUUAUUUGGAGAAGGAUUGGGGGUGUUUCUUUGCCGAAGAUGACUUGUCCUCUAAUGAUUGGGUGUGGCUCUGGCAGUUCUGUCUUUCCCCUUUUGGCUGCAUUCCCAAAUAUUUAUGUUCAUGCUUGUGAUUUCUCGCCACAAGCAAUUUUGCUUCUUAAGGCAAAUGUGAAUUUUAGAGAAGACAGGGUAAAUGCAUUUGUCUCUGAUGUUACACAUGAAGAUCUCUGUGACAACAUUGAUCCAUUUUCUGUUGAUGUUGUUACAUUGGUUUUUAUGCUGUCUGCUGUAUCUCCUAGGAAAAUGCCCCUAAUUUUGCAGAACUUUAAAAAAGUGAUUAAGCCAAAUGGUUAUGUUCUUUUACGAGAUUAUGCUGUUGGGGAUUUUGCUCAAGUGAAGUUACAGAACAAAGAUCAGAUGAUCGGUGAGGACUUCUAUGUCCGAGGUGAUGGUACUUGUUCAUUCUACUUCUCUGAAGAUUUUUUGUCAACCUUGUUCUUAAAUGCGGGCUUCAACACGGUGGAUUUGAACACAUACUGCAGAGAGGUUUACAAUCGUUCUCGGAAUAUCAUGAUGGAUCGGUAUUGUCCGUUUGUUAACCUGCUUCAUGAUGAUACUUAAAUGAUUCUUUUGAAGUUUUCCAAAUACAUUCCAAUGCUCUUGAAUCUUGAUGAGCUAUUACAGAGAAGGCCAAACCUAGACGAAGCAGGCUGGCAUAUGCAAGCCUUUAUCUCAAGAAGCAAUACAAAACUUUGAAGUCCAAAUUCUGGAUGUAACAC